AUGAUUACGGUGUUUGAAGUAGCCGAACAAUCUCGUACAUCGUUACUGAUCAUGAAGGCUGAUAAUGGCAUUAGAUUGGGCUGUUUUUUGCCACAAGGAUUGAAAUAUAGUUCAAAAGUCUAUGGAUCUGGAGACAUUUUUGUCUUUAACUUUGCACCAGAGCUGAACUGUUUCAAGUGGAGUCGAAAGAACUCCAACUUUAUUACUGCUACAAAUACUGAAGUUAUGAUUGGAGCAGGUAAGGAAGGAGGAGCUGCUAUCUAUUUCACAAAAUUUAUGGAUAAUGGAUGGUCCGAUUUCUGUGAAACAUUCUCUUCUCCUCCUUUAGCUUUAAGAGAAGAUUUCCAUAUCUUAGAUUUGGAAAUUUGGGAUAUCUCGUAUAAGCAAACGAGUAUUGUCAAAAAGAAUGGUUAA
This is a messenger RNA of Trichomonas vaginalis G3, 414 nucleotides long. RefSeq names its product negative regulation of peptidyl-cysteine S-nitrosylation. The transcript has a single exon. Bases 1 to 414 code for a protein of 137 amino acids. The record is from RefSeq and is a predicted model, not a curated record. Lineage: Eukaryota; Parabasalia; Trichomonadida; Trichomonadidae.